AUCGCAGUCCGAUAUAAUCCCAGAAACCCUAACCUUCCCACUGCAGAUUGCUGUCUCCCCCUUGCCUGAGCUCCGUUUGCCCUCGCCUCUUUGUCGACGACCAUGGUGAACGUUCCUAAGACAAAGAAGACCUACUGUAAGAGCAAGGAGUGCAGAAAGCACACCUUGCACAAGGUCACCCAGUACAAGAAGGGGAAGGAUAGUCUUGCUGCUCAAGGAAAGAGACGUUAUGAUCGCAAACAAUCAGGAUAUGGUGGGCAGACAAAGCCUGUUUUCCACAAGAAGGCAAAGACCACUAAGAAGAUCGUGCUGAGGCUGCAAUGCCAGGGAUGCAAGCAUGUGUCCCAACACCCAAUCAAGAGAUGCAAACAUUUUGAGAUUGGUGGUGACAAGAAGGGGAAGGGAACAUCUCUGUUCUAGUUGCAUCAUUUUGUCGUAUUGAUUUAGUUUUCUGCCCUAGUUGGAACUUAAGCAGUAGUUACUUGCCCGAAUUUUGUUGCUAGUUUAAUUUAUGUUGUUUGUUGACAUUAAUGUUGAUCCUGAAAGGAAUUCCAGAGAUUUUUGAACUGUGAACUUCGUUUUUUCAACUUCAAAUGUAAAAGUUUUGCUUGCUUUGCCAGUCUCAAGGUUUGCACUUAAAAAGAUCGAAUUUACAAGUCUUCUUCUCAAAAUGGUUGGAUUGUCUCAAGAUUUAUUCAACAAAGUUUAAAUGUUACCUAAAACAGAGCAGUAGCAGUGUUUUUCGGUUUUCGGCCAACUAAAAGAUGGAGCAGUAGUCGUCUGACAUCCUAAUUUGUAAUAAAAAGCAUUGUCACAC
Molecule: messenger RNA, 817 nt
Organism: Rubroshorea leprosula
Lineage: Eukaryota; Viridiplantae; Streptophyta; Magnoliopsida; Malvales; Dipterocarpaceae
Source: the annotation of a GenBank genome assembly